GGCGCUUUUAUAUGAAGUACAUAUAAAAUUAAGCUACCGUUCAUCUUCCUUAGGUUUUUUUUAACGGUUAUGAGUUAAUGAUAAGAACUAUAUCACCAGCAAAAACCUUCAGGUACUUUAUAUGAACUUUGUACACUACAUUUUGAAAAUACCGCUAAUUCCAGUUUAGCCAAGUUUUCCAAAGGAUUUUCCGCUGAUAGACUUUGUUGUGGUGUUUAAAUGCAGCAUUGUUUCACUUAAUGUAAUCUGUUUGGGAGAUAUGAUGCAUUUUGCUAUCUGUAAUCUGAUUGGUCGAUGGCAGGUAAUAAUUUCUUCCUAAUGCGAACAACCCAUUAGUUUAUCCGUGACUCAUUUGCCAAGUAGCCAAACCUAAACACUUUAUUUUUCAAGCUGAUGCUUUGGGAUUUAUUCUUAUUCUUUGGAGAUGGCAAUCAGCCAAGCUGACGCCGAUGAUGAGUGCCUAGUUUACCCAGCGAUAACUAAAAAUUAUUCUGAAAUUAAAAAUGCAGAUGGCUCAUCAGUGGAAUUAAAUCCCGUACCACCCAAUCCGAACUCUGUCUCCCGACCUCUACGUUCUACACUAAAGACAAGGUCAAAGUUUGAACCUGAUAAAGUUGGAAUUGACGCAUAUAAUUCAGAGAGAAGCAAUAGGAUUAUCACAGUAGAUACCAGAGAACAAAUAAUUCCUGACAGUUCCGUUCGUAAAAUUUGCAAUUUAAACUCCACAGACAGAAACAGUGAGAUAAAAAGUCAAAGAAUGACGCUAAAAAAUGGCAUGGAAGUAUGUGAUCCAGAUCAGACCACAUCACAUGGAUCUAAAGAACAUUUAAAGAGGCCUUCCAUACAACAGUUAAGAAAAUAUUCAGUUGUGGAUCCGAAUACUUUGAAGUUUAUUGAAGAUCCUUCCAGAAAAUCUGGGGAAUAUGGAAUAUGCAGUGCCAUUUUAAUUGCAAUCGCGUAUUUAUUCAUUCUUAUAACGUUUCCCUUCUCAUUAUUUUUCUGUAUUAAAGUUGUUGCUGAAUAUGAAAGAGCAGUUAUAUUUCGACUGGGACGAAUUGUACCCGGUGGUGCUCGAGGACCAGGUCUUUUCUUUAUUGCACCAUGUAUUGAUUCAAUUCGCAAAGUUGAUUUGCGUACUGUAACAUUCGAUGUCCCACCACAAGAGGUACUUACUAAAGAUUCAGUGACAGUAGCUGUUGACGCUGUUGUCUAUUAUCGUAUCUAUAAUCCUGUUGUAGCAAUUACAAAUGUUGAGGACGCUGAUCGGUCAACACGUUUAUUAGCAGCAACCACGCUUAGAAAUGUUUUAGGCACAAGAAAUUUAGCUGAAAUACUGUCUGAACGUGAAUCAAUCUCAACAUCUAUGCAGACAAUGCUCGAUGAUGCCACUGAUCCGUGGGGCGUCAAGGUAGAACGUGUUGAAGUUAAAGAUGUUCGUUUGCCCGUACAACUUCAAAGAGCGAUGGCGGCUGAAGCUGAGGCUACAAGAGAAGCGCGUGCUAAGGUGAUUGCAGCUGAAGGAGAAGAGAAAUCUUCUCUAGCUUUAAAACAAGCUGCAGAUGUUAUCAAGACAUCACCAUUUGCAUUGCAAUUACGUUAUUUGCAAACAUUAAGUGCCAUUUCAGCUGAGAAAAAUUCAACCAUUAUAUUUCCGCUUCCAAUUGAUAUGCUGGUCAAUAUGUUUCAUCGUUAGCUGUUUCACAUACACAUACAUCAAAAUACAACUAACCUAUUAGUAUAAAUAUCUCACUGAAGUACUACCCUUUUUUUUCUCUUCUGUUCAUUAAAUCUGUGUACUGUCUGUGUCAUCGAUACAAACUAGAAAUAAAACUCUUUUACACAUGUAUAAUACAAAUAAUAUGUCAACCGUACAACAUUUAAUCUUGGCUUCAACCUGACAAGUAUCUCUUUUCAUGGAAUUGCUUUAGCUGUAACGUCUACAGUAGAAUCUUCUCUUUUUCUUCUUCUAUUUCUAUUGCUGCUUCUUUUACGGUGUACUUAAAGUUGACAAGGCUUUUUAUCGCUUUUUCAAAAUAGUAGUAUAGAUUAAAAGUAAAUAAAUCUUGCAGAUUCAUGAUGCAACAUGUUUAUUUCAACUAUUUGUUUUUUCGUUUAUUUAACUUAAGAUAAACAGAAACAUUUUAUUCCUUUACCUUAAAGAUUAUCCAAUUCAAUAUGUUCAUUAAUUAUUAAUUUUACGAAACCCGUCAUUCAUUUAUAGACUACUUAGACAUUUUUAACAGUCGAAUUAAAACAAAAUAUUCAAUAUUCAACGGUGUAAUCUUUAAAUUAUGUCAAAAAAUAAUUGAUGAAUAGACAGUGCAUGUUAAUUUAAAACACCGAAGUUUUUCAAUUCAAAAUUGUUCAUCUUUAUCCUGAUAUUCUAAUCCUACGGUUACUUGUUCUGUCCACAGAAACUACUCACCUAUUCUUCUCAAGAUUCCAUCACCGUGUAUUCUGAUGUUCAUUUCCACCUUGUGAGUUUGUUGUAAGACAAUAGGAUGUUGAUAAAGUGCAUGUAAUUCAGUGUGUACUGUUUUGUCAAUGUUUUCUUCUUAAUUUUUGCUUCUUCUCACCUCUCUGCGAUAUCAACGUUACUUCAAAGCACUUAUCAGUGUUUACCAACGUAUUUUCAAGCUUUCGCAUAUGCAUAGAUCAAAGUUCACAUGCUUGUCUGUCUGUGUACCUGUAGACUCCAAACAAGUUAUGAGUUGAGUAAAUUAUGCUUUGUAGACAGAAAACGAAGAAAGAAAAAUGAAUUUUUAAUAUUAAUUAUUUAUUCAUGUUUAUAAUAAAUUAAUUUCUCGUCA
Messenger RNA from Heterobilharzia americana, 2810 nucleotides. NCBI's taxonomy places the organism in Eukaryota, Metazoa, Platyhelminthes, Trematoda, Strigeidida, Schistosomatidae. The record is from the annotation of a GenBank genome assembly.